Molecule: messenger RNA, 1916 nt
Organism: Odontomachus brunneus
Lineage: Eukaryota; Metazoa; Arthropoda; Insecta; Hymenoptera; Formicidae
Product: sterol O-acyltransferase 2-like
Exons: 5
Coding region: 1155-1829 (224 amino acids)
Source: RefSeq, a predicted model, not a curated record
AAACUGAACUCUAAAUAAUUUUUUGUAUUGAAAUUAAAAUAAAAGUGAAAGAUCGUAAUCAAAGUCCGACUGAAGUCCUCCGAUAAACUUUGAAGUCUCGUGUUUAUCUAGGAAUUUCUUAACUCUUAAUCAUUAAUAACUUGAAAAUGUAAAAUUAAUGAGAGGUGGUACUGACGUUUACUUGGCAAUAACGCGUCAAUUAGGACUGCUUCCCGAAAUGUGCUGACAGUAUUGAACAUUCGUCGUAACAUGAAAUACUGUACUUUAGUACUGUCAGCACAUUUCGAAGUAAAGUUCUACACGCUAUUGUUUCAUCGAGGAAUUUGUGGCUCUCGAUAUCGUGUAAUCUGAAAUAAAAAAAAAGCCAAGCCCACUUCAAGUCCGACAAGAUUCCGUUUCCGCAACCUCGAAGCCUCGUUUCUGUCGAAACUUUUCGAGUCUCGUUUCUGCCUUCCUCAGUCUGUGCAGUCGCCAUUUUUACAUGCAUGUCGUUGUAACUGGGUGCGAGAUAUAGUGCUCGUCCCAUAAUUACGAGAUAAGACUAUCGUCGACGAAGACGCGGCGAGAUCGCCGUUGUAUGCGUGGAAGACAAUUGAUGUACUCGCGACGUCGCGGUGUAGUACUUGUAUACGGUGGCUAUCUCACAAAGUGCGACAGUCCCUCCUAUUAGAUCAGUGCGCACUGUACCGGCGUUAGUGAUAAUAAAUGUCGUUGCUGGCCGGCCUGUUCGGCUAGUUCGUGCGUACGGAGCGAGGCAUCAGCACAGUCGUGGUCACACCGUGCAGCGCAACGUGAACGUAGCGUAGCUUCCUCCCCCUGAAGAGGCGGAAGGCUCGUGAAGUCGAGCUCGAGUCCGUGAGAAAGGCACCACGCGAUCGCGAAUUACCGAACUCUUGGCUGUAAACCGUCGCAGAUCGAGAUAUCAUUAUUAGUAUUAUCAUUAGUUGUUAGCUUUAUAUUGAGUGUUUUUAUACAUAUUAAUUUUAUACUGCCGUCGCGCGGGAUUUUAUACACGCGCUGCAACCGAAGUCACUCGUGUCUUCCCUCUACAACGAAGAGCGCUAUGAGCAAGUCUUAGGGGAGAAAUUCGUCGCGAGUUCGACAGUGCGUCAGCGAGAAAAGUCGACGGGAAACCCGUGAGCAUUUCGCCGAUCAUGGAACCCGUCUUGAAGAUCACAGACAAUGUUGCGGCUUCCCAGGAAGUUCCUUAUAAAAAUGGUGUUUCGAAGAGGACUCAUCUCGAAAGGAAAGAGGCCAACGGAAGCGUGUCUACAAAUGGCUCAUGUGAGAUGACUACCAAUGGAUUGCUAAAAAGCAUGCAGGAAAUGAGGGAAGACGUUUUGGAGAAAGUAAACGAUCGCAUUAACGACAUGAUGUCGGAAGUACGACAGAAAAUAGAAACGGAGAACGAAGUCCUGAAUAAGGAAAACAAAUAUGACGACAAAAGACAAUCUAAUGAGGAGGGUAUGCUGGCAGACAAAGUGUUUCUGCCGAGGAAUUCGAUGCUCACCGAUCUGUUGAAGAUACCGCAUAUCCAAACAGUUUACAACAUAUCCAUAAUGACUUUCAUACUCCUGUUUCUCAAUACCGUCGCGUACGAUCUCAUGGACAAAGGAACGCUUUCCAUCGGAACUAACACGGUGCAAGCGGCCUUCGCGAAGUUCCCGAAGUGUUUAUACAUCUGGUCGUUCAUGAAGAUCUCGACGGUCACUGUCUACGUGCCAUUCAAUAUCUGGGCGUAUCAGCGGCUCGAGUUCUCGCCGAAAUGUAAUUUCAGUUUAUUUAAUUUACUGUCGAAUACGCCAAAAACGCCGGUUAAAGUUUCCUAAGUGGAGCUGCAAAAGGAUAAAUCGAUCAGAUGACAGUUAUGUUUACCAUGUGUUUAACAUUUUAACAAAGUGUUGGAAUAUUUAUAU